This is a messenger RNA of Venturia canescens, 1485 nucleotides long. RefSeq names its product RNA polymerase II elongation factor (gene TfIIS). Gene Ontology annotation, molecular function: zinc ion binding; nucleic acid binding. The record is from RefSeq and is a predicted model, not a curated record. Gene Ontology annotation, cellular component: nucleus. Gene Ontology annotation, biological process: transcription elongation by RNA polymerase II; DNA-templated transcription. The transcript has 4 exons. Bases 207 to 1151 code for a protein of 314 amino acids. NCBI's taxonomy places the organism in Eukaryota, Metazoa, Arthropoda, Insecta, Hymenoptera, Ichneumonidae.
UUAAACAGCUGUGAAUGUGGUAGACCUGAAAGCGUUAUUUCGACGCGCCACCAUAUUGGCGCUGAUGUCAAGAAGCAGCCGCCGAUAGGGAGCAAAAAAAGCAGCAACGUUUUUGGUAGUUUCGUUGCUUCGGUCAAUGAUUUGAGAGACGGAGCGUUUCGUGUAAAGACUCGUGUGAAAAAUUGACUCAAUAAAACAACGUUGCGAUGACUGCCGAAGAGGAAAUAAUGAGAAUCCAGAAGAAGCUGAGUAAGAUGUCGAACGGCGACGGGACGGGUCAAGAACAAGCAUUGGAAUUGCUCAAGGUACUACAAAAAUUACCCGUCGAUCUGGAACUUCUCACAAAAACCAGAAUAGGAGCAACUGUAAAUGCGUUUCGCAAAACAACAACUGACGAGGAAGUGAUUUCAUUGGCUAAGAGUUUGAUAAAAAAUUGGAAAAAAUUUUUGUCCGGGUCAAACAAAGAUGGAAAAGACUCGGGUUCAGCAAGCAGUUCUAAAAAGAAGGAAGAAAGAAAUGACAGAAAUAAAGAGGAUGGAGACUCAAAAAAAGACAAAGAUUCAACAACGGAUGGGCAGGAUGUCAAAAUGAAAGAUGAGAAGUCUGGAAAAGACGGUCAAAAGAAACAAUCUUCAUUCCCGGCUGCUACUACGACUGAUGCAGUAAGGCUAAAGUGUCGUGAACUUUUAGCCGCAGCAUUGGGUGUUGAUGGUACUACGAUUGAGGGAUGCGCCUCUCCUGAAGAAUUAGCUGAAGAAUUGGAAGAAGCAAUUUUUGCGGAAUUCAAAAAUACAGACAACAGAUACAAGAACCGGGUGCGCAGCCGAGUGGCGAAUCUUCGAGACGCGAAAAAUCCAACUUUAAGAACGAACUUUAUCGUAGGUGCGAUAACGCCUUCGAGGUUGGCAGUGAUGACCGCUGAAGAAAUGGCAAGUGAUGAGAUAAAACAAUUGCGCGAUAAAUUUGAAAAAGAGGCGAUAAACGACGCCCAGCUUGCAACCGUCCAGGGUACCAAAACGGAUUUACUCAAGUGCGGAAAGUGCAAAAAGCGCAAUUGUACUUACAAUCAAAUACAAACCCGAUCGGCUGACGAGCCAAUGACGACUUUCGUGCUUUGCAACGAGUGCGGCAAUCGAUGGAAGUUCUGUUGAAGAAUAGUCUCUUGCCUAAUAUUUUCUCCCCCGAAUUCAUUUGAACCAUAAAAAAAAAUAUAGAAUAUAAAUACAGAUUAUUCGCACGGUUUACAGAAAAAAAAAAGUAAAGCGUGAAGUGAGAAUUCAAAAUACACCGGUUUUUAUUUAAUAUCGGAUGAUAACAUUGAAACGAGACGGGCGGAAUGAUUUUCCAAUAUUCAUAUUACCGCCUGUGAUAAAAUAAGUUGGAACUUUGUUUCGAUAUUUCGAUGAAAUGUAUGACUCAAACAAUGACAAGACGUAUUUUGGAAAAAAAAGUUCUGUGCUUCGAAAUAUAGAGAAUUUUCACUCA